AUGGCGGAAGCAGUUCUCUUCAGCCUUGCCACUGCCAUACUGAGAAGCCUCGCCACCGAAAUGGCAAAACCUGGAGGCUCCUUGGCUUCUCGGAAGAUCCAACUCUGCUAUGCCAAGGACGAGCUCCAAAGCCUUGACGACACCGUCCAGACCAUCCAAGCUCUGCUUUUGGACACCGAGAGGCAGCAAUGGCACAACCACCAGAUCAAUAUUUGGCUCAAGAAUCUCAGGGACGUGCUAUACGAUGUACAAGAUUUGCUUGACGACGUUGCAACCGAAGAUCUGAAAAAGUCAUGGGAAUUAUUCAAGAAAAUGGCUUUUGGAGAUGCGGAAACAUCAUCUGACUUGGGAUUAGAAGAGAUAGGUCAAGACAUAGUUAAAAAAUGUGCGGGUGUUCCCCUUGCCAUCUAUCGCGACCUACCCUCGGGGGAAGGUAAUAUGUUUAGGGGUAUUGACAGAUCGUCUUCUUAA
Eucalyptus grandis is the source of this 471-nucleotide messenger RNA. RefSeq lists its product as uncharacterized. The coding region runs from base 1 to 471 and encodes 156 amino acids. Lineage: Eukaryota; Viridiplantae; Streptophyta; Magnoliopsida; Myrtales; Myrtaceae. The transcript has 2 exons. The record is from RefSeq and is a predicted model, not a curated record. Gene Ontology annotation, molecular function: ADP binding.